AUGGAACCUGGAAAUAACUUACCUCCACCGGGUACUUACCCUGAUGGAGAUCGUCAGCAGCUUUGUGUAUCAUGGCACUCAUACCAGUCAAAUAUGCACAACGCAUUUCCAAAGCUCCUCAGUUCGGAGCAGUUUGUUGAUGUCACAUUGGCUUGUGAUGGUGGCUCAAUAAAGUGUCACAAGGUAGUUUUGUCAGCCUGCAGUGAUUAUCUCGAGAGAUUAUUACUAGAAAUACCUUGUUCGCAUCCUAUUAUUUUCUUACGGGAUAUGCGUAUGUGGGAGCUACAAGCGCUUGUUGAGUUUAUGUACCGGGGAGAAGUUUAUGUCGAGCAACAACAGCUUGCUAAAUUGAUGCAGGCUGCUGACGUUCUUCAGAUUCGUGGAUUGUCAGGUCAAACACGAGAUGCCAAUCCAGAAACCUCAACACCACCAAGUGUAUCGAGUACACAUUCAGAACCGACGACUCCUAUUAAAAAAACCCCACAAGUCCCCGCUGUAAAAGAAAUUAUUGAAGACGAAGAAGAUGAUGAAGAAGACGAUGCACCAACUCAAAAUGACGACCCGAUGACUUUCCUGGAAAACUCUAUAAAUGUAACAUUAAACGCGAUAAACAACACUUCACUCACUGUCACUCCCACCGACCCCCCAGUUAGCGAACCCUCUAAUUUCCUGACCAUAGACCACACUGAAAAUAUCGAGCACACCGAAGCACUUCAGCAUUUGGAAAAAGCGCUAAGUUCUUGUGAAGCCACGAUGACCGAAACGCCUGGUAUGGUUAAAAUGGAACCCGACGAACAAUUUUUUCAACAGGACAAGCCCUAUUCAAUCAGUAUGGUACCCACGUCAAACAAUUGCAACACGACCAACAAUAGUAACAGCAACAGUCCCUUCCCUGCAAUCGAAGGUUAUCAAAGACGACAACGGCGAUCAGAAGCUGAGUUAAAGUUGGCAUCGGACAUGGUGGCCCGCGGCAAAACGUUUCAAGUAGCUUCCGAGAAAUACAACAUUCCGAUCAGCACGAUUCGCUUUUACAUGGUCCGAAAGGGGCUUUUGCAGAGGCGAAAACGGGGACGCGGAUCGACUAACAUAGGUGCGUCCAACAGUCAGCCUGGCAGCCCCGCGACUCCGCCAUUUCACAUGAUGAAUUACCGCUUGCCUGAGAGUUUAAAUUCAACUCUUCAGUAG
This is a messenger RNA of Cotesia congregata, 1185 nucleotides long. The record is from the annotation of a GenBank genome assembly. NCBI's taxonomy places the organism in Eukaryota, Metazoa, Arthropoda, Insecta, Hymenoptera, Braconidae.